UUACCCCAGCCUCUCACAUAUAAAAUGAGAGUUUAAGAAUUUCCUAUGUGCACCCAAAGCAAAGAAAUACCCAAAACAUGGGAAGGCUCCUCUCUCUCUUCUUCCUAUCCUCUUUCUCCCUAGUACUCCUCCUCUCGCCGGCCGCGGCGCUUCCACUCUCCACCGACUCCCGGUGGAUCGUUGACGAAACCGGGCGGCGGGUCAAGCUGGCCUGCGUGAAUUGGGCCUCCCAUCUCGAAGCCGUGGUGGCGGAAGGCCUUAGCAAACAGCCCGUGGACCUGAUUUCGAAGCAGAUCGGGUCCAUGGGCUUCAACUGUGUUAGGCUCACUUGGCCACUGUUUCUGGCCACGAACGAGUCAUUGGCUAACUUGACUGUUAGAAAGUCGUUCACGAGGCUUGGGUUGAUCGAAUCCGUUGCUGGUUUCCAGGCUAAUAACCCCUCCUUGAUUGAUCUUUCUCUCAUCAAUGCUUACCAGGCAGUGGUGUCCAGCCUCGCAAACAACAAUGUGAUGGUGAUAAUGGACAAUCACAUAAGUAAGCCAGGGUGGUGUUGCAGCAACGACGACGGAAGCGGUUUCUUUGGGGACCAGUACUUCAAUCCCGACCUUUGGAUCAGAGGGCUAACCCGGAUGGCCACCAUGUUCAAGGACACUCCCAAUGUUGUUGGCAUGAGCUUGAGGAAUGAACUUCGUGGGAACAAGUCGAACGUCGAUGAUUGGUACAGGUACAUGCAGAGAGGAGCUGAAGCAGUGCAUGCUGCAAACCCAAAUGUUCUUGUCAUUCUUUCCGGCCUAAGUUACGCCAAAGACCUCUCCUUCCUCCUCCAGCGCCCUGUGAACCUAACGUUUGCCGGAAAGCUUGUGUUUGAGGUGCAUUGGUACUCGUUUUCCGACGCCUACGCAUGGGGAACUGGCAACCCUAACCAAGUCUGUGGUCAAAUUGUGGGUAAUUUGAUGAGGAGGGCAGGGUUUGUGGUGGACCAAUUAGGGUACCCAUUGUUUGUGAGUGAGUUUGGGGUGGACCUAAGGGGUGUAAGUGUCAAUGACAAUAGGUACCUAGAUUGUUUCAUGGGUACGGCAGCUGAAAUGGACUGGGAAUGGGCUUUGUGGACCCUUGCUGGGAGUUAUUACUUGAGAGAAGGGGGAAUUGGUUCAGAUGAGACUUAUGGGAUCUUGAAUUGGAACUGGUGUGAGGCAAGGAAUUCAAGCUUCUUGGAUAGGAUCUCUGCCAUUCAAUCACCAUUCAGAGGGCCAGGAUUAUCAGAAGCCAAACUACACCAAGUGAUUUUCCAUCCGCUUACUGGCCUUUGUGUCCUAAGAAAGUCACUGCUAGAACCACUGAAGCUAGCCCCAUGCGCAGAGUCUGAUGCUUGGACCUACUCACAACGGAAGACACUGACAGUAAAGGGAACAUAUUUCUGCUUACAGGCAGAUGCGUUGGGAAAGCCUGCAAAACUUAGCAUAUUUUGCAGUGAUAACACUUCAAAAUGGGAACAAAUCUCAGAUUCAAAAAUGCACCUCUCAUCCCAGCUCGAUAAUGGCACAAUGGUUUGCUUGGAUGUAGACCCUGAAACCAAUAUUAUCGUCACGAAUACUUGCAAAUGCUUGAGUAGAGGAAAUACGUGUGAACCGGGGAGUCAGUGGUUCAAAAUUGUUGAUAGCACGAGGAGUAGUGGUGCUAUGACAUCUUUCAAUCGGUUAAACUCAGUGUUGGAUUUCUUUGGACCGAAUAUUCUUGAGGGGUUAAUAGUUUGAGAGCAAUAGCUGCCGAUGGUGAAAAGACUAUUCGACACAAGAAUACCGAUGAAGAUAUUUAAUGGAGUGCUACAUCUAUAAAGCGGGAAAAUCAUGUAAAUAGGGAUUGAUAUUGCUCUGCUAAUACUAUCUUAAUCAUGAAAAGCAGCAGUUUGUUGUCAA
This is a messenger RNA of Rhododendron vialii, 1916 nucleotides long. Its product is annotated as glycosyl hydrolase 5 family protein-like. Bases 78 to 1754 code for a protein of 558 amino acids. NCBI's taxonomy places the organism in Eukaryota, Viridiplantae, Streptophyta, Magnoliopsida, Ericales, Ericaceae. Gene Ontology annotation, molecular function: hydrolase activity, hydrolyzing O-glycosyl compounds. The record is from RefSeq and is a predicted model, not a curated record. The transcript is spliced from 4 exons.